AUGUCAAAAAAUCCAUUGUUAUUCAUUUGUUACGAUGGUGAAAUAUUAUAUGACGAAAAAGAUUUUAUAGUUUUUAGAUCCGGGCAACCGAUAUUCACUUAUAUGACACCGAAGAUUGACAGUUUAACAGCUUUGAAGAAUUUAAUAUUGCAUUCCGUCGGACAGCAAGAAGAAAAAAGGAUGAAAAAGAUUUACUAUAGAUAUCUGACCGAAGUAGAUGGCAGGUUGUUUUAUAAAAGUUACCGUUUGCGCGACGACGAGGACGUAUGGCUCAUAAGGUCGUGGCACAACCGAUGGACAAAUAUUCAUCUGUUGAAAUUAUUCGUGUAUCUCGUUGAGGUGGGUGGCCGAGGAUCAUCUGCAGAUACUGUCGAUAAUAGUCCGUUGAGUGGAGCUGUUAGACGUACUAUCAGAAGGACUAUGGUGGACCUAAAUAUGCGACCCGAGGGGAGCCAGGAGGGGUCUAAUGUUGAAGCUUGUAAUGUUGACUUGAUGGACGAUGGGGUUGAAAGUCAUGAUGGUUCUGCUAUUAGAGAUCUGAUGAUGGAUCAAUAUGAAGUUAACCCCGAUGACGUAGACGAUGGCGAUGAAGAACCAGCUAAAAUUCCCGAUGAUGGUGACGAGGAAGAAGAGAUGAAUUACUACAGUGACACUCAUAUCGCUCUUACACAGCCCGCCAUCUCUCGACCAUAUGACCGGCCGGAUCAUUUCACGAGGUUGAAUCUCGAUGCAAUGAUUUCGGAUUGGUCGUUUACCCAGGGAGGCCCUGAAGAGGAUCCAAGUAAUGAGUUUGAGGUUGGGCAACAAUUUAAAGACAUGGAAGAAGUGAUGUUGGCAGUUAAGCAGUACAACAUUAGAAGGGCUAUGGAUUAUAAAAUAGUAGAGAGUGACCAGUUGAGGUACAAUGCACAGUGUAUCCAGUUCGGCACCAGUUGUAAUUGGAGCAUACUCAUAUCGUAUCGUCGGAAGCAAGAAAAGUGGGAGGUUAGGAGAUACAAGGGGGCUCAUUCUUGCAUGAAAACUUCGAUGGGACAAGACCAUGGUAGGUUGGAUUUGAAGGUGAUUGCACAAUACAUCUUCACGAUGGUCAAAGCUAAUCCAACAAUCAGCAUCAGGGUUCUCCAAAGAGGUGUGGAGAAUCACUUUGGUUACAAGGCGUCCUACAGAAAGGUUUGGCUUGCAAAACAAAGAGUGAUUGCUAGAAUAUAUGGUGAUUGGGAAGAAUCAUACAACGAGCUUCCUCGUUAG
Molecule: messenger RNA, 1248 nt
Organism: Arachis ipaensis
Lineage: Eukaryota; Viridiplantae; Streptophyta; Magnoliopsida; Fabales; Fabaceae
Source: RefSeq, a predicted model, not a curated record